Messenger RNA from Miniopterus natalensis, 429 nucleotides. RefSeq names its product keratin-associated protein 9-3-like. The record is from RefSeq and is a predicted model, not a curated record. Lineage: Eukaryota; Metazoa; Chordata; Mammalia; Chiroptera; Miniopteridae. Gene Ontology annotation, cellular component: keratin filament.
AUGGCCUGCUGUCAAACUAGCUUCUGUGGAUUUCCCAGCUGUUCCUGUGGGCCCUGUGGCUCCAGCUGCUGCCAGCCAACCUGCUGCCAGCCCACCUGCUGCCAGACCAGCUGCUGCCAGCCAACCUGCUGCCAGCCCACCUGCUGCCAGACCAGCUGCUGCCAGCCAACCUGCUGCCAGACCAGCUGCUGUGGCACUGGCUGUGGCCAGGGUGGCUGCUGUGGAGGCGUGAGCUGCCGCACCAGGUGGUGCCGCCCUGACUGCCGCGUGGAGGACACCUGUGUGCCCCCCUGCUGUGUGGUGAGCUGCACCCCCCCAACCUGCUGCCAGCUGCACCAUGCCCAGGCCUCCUGCUGCCGCCCAUCCUACUGUGGACAGUCCUGCUGCCGCCCAGCCUGCUGCUGCUACUGCUGUGAGCCCACCUGCUAA